GCUUACAAAACGCACUAGGGCGAUGCGAUUUAAUGCUGAUGCGGAACGGUCUUCAAGACCGUUGGAUGGAGGGGCGAUCGGGCGGCUGAACGCUUGCCAGCGGAGCGAUCCGCGCCAAGGAUACCAGAUCGCACGCCCGAGAUGCGGUCAACCCUAGGGAAGCGCACAACGCAUCGGGAGGGAGCGGUUUGGCUUAGGGCAAAAUUACCCGACCGCCCCUGGAGGGUGCGGUCUGAUGGGUAUAAAUAUCCCCCUCCCCCUCUCAUUUCUUCACACCACAACCCAUUCUUCCUUCUCUCUCUACAAUUUAUCUCUCUAAACCCUCCCCCUCCCAAAAGUGUAGGAAAUAGUGGUCUGUUGGUUGCGGCUAAGUCCGAUCUGCCAUCAGAAAAUAUUUCUUAGGUUUUUUCCUCAAAACCCGCCGAGCCGAGCCGAAGAUCUGUCCGAAUUGCGCCGAAAAAAUGGCCGAUUGGUGGCAAGGAGAAGGAGUUUAUGUUGAUGAAUUUCAAGCGGUACGUACUCAUUAUUCUGGUUUAAUUUUUGUUGUUGUUAUAAGUUUUUUAAUUAAUCUAUGUACUAACCUCGUUGUUAUUUUCUCGUAGGUUGGGGAGGACGUGGAUAUAUACAACCAACGGUACUAUUCUAGAGCAAGGACCGUUGGAUCCAACCGACUUGUACGACCAACCCAACCAUCGGUCAAGUGAUGUUUGGAACGCUCACCCGGUACAUACAAUUCUUUACCAUUUGUCCUUCUUUUAUUUUGUUAAUGUAUUUAGUGGAAUAUAAAAUAAUUUUAUGUUGAAUUUUUAAUCGUGUUGGUUGUUUUCAAUAAUUUAAUCGAAUACAUAGCGCCACUUACUUCGACUCUUUAUAAAGAGAUGCACGUCUAAGGAAAUGAGGUUUUAAGCGAUUAUCAUAUCCUCCCAUUCCCUGGGGAAAUCGGGUAUUAAGAGAUCCUCGGAUCCCCCUUUUUCUGUCAAAAAGACUGCGUUUCUAAGAAGAUGUAUACCUAUUCUAAGAGUCUAACGAGUGUUGCUUUGUAUUCGAUUAAAUUAUUUAAAACAACCAACACGAUUAAAUUAUUUAUCAAACAACCAAUACGAUUUAUUUUGAUGUGUACAAAAUGAAUUUUAUUAAUUUCAAACAUUUGAAUAUGUAUGUUUCUCUUUAAUUUUAAACAUUUCAAACAUUUGAAUUUUAUUAAUUUUAUUAAUUUCAAACAUUUUGAUGUGUACACCAUACGAUCAACUCUUCUCGUGCCAUCCAUGCAAGUAACGUUAGUGCACAUUUGAUGGAGGUCUUCAAGCAGCGGUCUGGUAGCGACCUUUAUCUUCUGAAAAUUGUCACCUACGUAGGUAACCCCCUUUCCGGUCUCUUCCGUGUAACCAUUCCACCGUAGUUCAGUUAAUAUCAUAAAAAUAAAAAAUAACAAUAAAAAGUAAUACUAAAUAAACUUACGAGUUAACGUUAAUCGCAAAACUACUAAAGAAAUAUAGAGCUACAACAGAAAAUUUAAAAGGGAGAAGGAGAGGUGUGAAGAGAAGUGGUUGUCCGGGAGGCAUUUUAUAGGCAAAAUCACUGAUGAAAGUUUUCGUCUGCCAUGCAGGCCCAUGCAGACCCACGUCUGUUGCGUCUGCAUGGUAUGUCGGAAAUUGAUUGACCAAAACCGCACCUUCAAGGUGCGGUUUGUAUGGCAAAAUCGCACCAUGAGGGUGCGGUUUUGUUUGGGAGAAACAAACCGCACCUUCAUGAUGCGGUUUUAAUAGGUCAGGCCAAAACCGCAUCUCGGCCAAGCGGUUUCUGUAGGUCAGACCUAAAACCUCUUGGCCAAAAUGCGGUUUUGGUCCAGAAAUAGGGAACGCACCUCUAAGGUGCGGUCUAUUAAAAAAGGUGCUAUUAGUGUAAAUUUUUUCGGAUGGGUGCUAUUUUUGUAAAAAAAAUUUAAAGGUGCUAUUUCUGGAAAAAAAUCCCUUAUUUCUAGUCUCUAUCGUUAUAUAAAGCAAAUGUUAACAAUUAACAUUAAUCAUCUGCGGAGUCUAGUUUUUACUAAUUUGUAUUGUUGACAUCUAAUAUCAGCAACAUACCAUCAUCAUGAACAUACUAACGUUUGAUAAUCGAAUGUGAAAAUUGUAGUCUCACUGUCAACUUGAUCGUUCACAAUAUUAAUGUGAGCCUUUAUCAAAAUUACAAACCUAAAUAAAAUAUCCCAAUCAAUAAUCUGUAUGAAUUUGUUGAGUAUUUAUUAAAUCUAAAUUUAUAUGGCUGAUUGUUCAUUUUUUUGUCUUAUAUCUAAUUCCAAAGAUGAAUUAUGACUAAUUAUGUACCCUAUUCAACCUGUUCCCACUUUCCAGACCCUUCAGGAACAAUAACAGAGCUAGAGCCAAUUCAGUUACUGGAAACAUCUAGCUCCCCUGUUUUUUUUUAUAUGGAGCGAAAACAGAGCAUCCCUCCCAUCCAUUCACCAAUUCCGCGACUCACCAUUUCUUUUCUCCAAAUUCAGUAUAAUCAAGCUCAAAGUAGCUCAGAACAAUGGCCCCAGCUCUCUCUCUAUCCCUCCCCAACUUCCCCGUAUCCAAAUUCCACGACAUUUCCAAAUACACCCACAUCCCAAAGAAAAAGCUCUUCCCAGGAAAUCCUCUAGAACCAAAACUAAACCGGAGAAAGCUAAUAUACUCCACCACUACAAUCGGAAUAACCCAUCAGGUCAUGAGUUCUGGUUGCAAGCCAGCAAAUGCAGAGCCAGAGUCUCCAGUUGAUGCAACUUCCAGCAGAAUGUCAUACUCCAGAUUCUUGGAGUACUUGGAAGACGGCGAGGUAAAGAAAGUGGACUUGUUUGAGAAUGGAAGUGUGGCGAUCGCAGAUAUAUUCAAUCCGGCUCUUGAGAAGAUUCAGAGGGUUAAAAUCCAGCUCCCAGGUUUGCCGCGGGAACUGCUGAGGAAGAUGGAAGAAAAGAACGUUGAUUUCUCUGUUCAACCGAUGGAGAUGAGUUGGAGUGAUGCUGUGCUUGAUCUUUUGGGAAACUUGGCGUUGCCACUCAUAUUGCUGGGAAGUUUGUUGUUGAGAUCAGGAGGUCCGAAUUCCCCUGGAGGACCCAAUUUGCCAUUUGGACUUGGCAGGAGCAAAGCCAAAUUCCAGAUGGAACCAAACACCGGAGUAACAUUCGGCGACGUCGCCGGAGUCGACGAAGCCAAACAAGAUUUUCAAGAAAUCGUUGAGUUCCUAAAAACCCCUGAAAAAUUCUCAUCAAUAGGCGCCAAAAUCCCCAAGGGAGUCCUCCUAACCGGGCCGCCUGGAACAGGGAAGACACUACUGGCCAAGGCCAUCGCCGGAGAAGCAGGGGUUCCCUUCUUCUCCCUCUCGGGUUCGGAGUUCAUCGAGAUGUUCGUCGGCGUCGGAGCGUCGAGGGUCAGGGACUUGUUCAACAAGGCGAAGGCCAAUGCGCCGUGUUUGGUGUUCAUCGACGAGAUUGAUGCAGUAGGGAGACAGAGAGGGACUGGGAUUGGCGGAGGAAAUGAUGAGCGGGAGCAGACUCUGAAUCAGUUGCUUACUGAGAUGGAUGGGUUUAGUGGGAAUACAGGGGUUAUUGUGAUUGCGGCGACGAAUCGGCCCGAGAUUCUCGACUCUGCUUUGCUAAGAGCGGGAAGGUUCGACAGACAGGUGAGCGUUGGAUUACCAGACGUGAGAGGAAGGGAAGAGAUCCUGAAAGUACACAGCAAGAACAAGAAGCUGGACACUCGAAACGUCUCCCUCAGCGUCAUCGCAAUGCGGACGCCCGGAUUCAGCGGCGCCGACUUGGCAAACUUGAUGAACGAGGCAGCCAUUCUCGCCGGCCGGCGAGGUAGAGACGUGAUCACGUCGAAAGAGAUCGACGACUCCAUCGACAGGAUCGUCGCCGGGAUGGAAGGCACCGCGAUGACCGAUGGAAGGAGCAAGAUGCUCGUCGCUUACCACGAGAUCGGCCACGCCGUUUGCGCGACGUUGACUGCCGGUCACGAUCCGGUCCAGAAGGUGAGCUUGAUCCCGCGCGGCCAGGCUCGGGGGCUGACGUGGUUCAUUCCGCAAGAUGAUCCGACUCUUGUUUCAAAGCAGCAGCUUUUUGCUCGGAUUGUUGGAGGGCUUGGCAGCAGAGCGGCGGAGGAGGUCAUAUUUGGGGAGCCGGAAAUUACCACCGGCGCGGCAGGGGAUCUUCUGCAAGUUACCCAGGUUCCUCGGCAAAUGGUGACGAUGUUUGGGAUGUCGGAGAUCGGGCCGUGGGCGCUGACGGAUCCGGCGGUGCAAAGCGGGGAUGUGGUGUUGAGGAUGCUGGCCAGGAAUUCUAUGUCGGAGAAACUGGCUGAGGAUAUAGACUCCGCCGUUCGCCGGAUAAUUGGGAAAGCUUACGAGAUUGCCAAGGAACAUGUAAGGAACAACAGGGAAGCAAUUGACAAACUCGUGGAGGUGCUGCUAGAGAAGGAAACUGUUAGCGGGGAUGAAUUCAGGGCCGUUCUCUCUGAAUUUGCCGACAUUUCUGCCAACAGAGUCAAGACAUUGCAAGUUGUAGAAGCAGCCAAUACUUAAAGCCAUGCCUAUGUUAAUGAUAUCAUACAGAACAGUCAGUUGACUGGAAAGUAGCUCACCACCAGUCGAGCCGAUAGGAUAUACAUAAGAUUAUGGAAAUUUUGAUGUUAGUGAUGCAUAUCCAUACUAAACCCAGCAUUAUUCA
Linum trigynum is the source of this 4702-nucleotide messenger RNA. The record is from the annotation of a GenBank genome assembly. Lineage: Eukaryota; Viridiplantae; Streptophyta; Magnoliopsida; Malpighiales; Linaceae.